UUUUAAUCAAUAAAAUGAAUAAAAUAUUGAGAACACUAUUUAUCAUGAUUUUUCUUCCAUUUAGUAAAAGUGAUUAUGUUCUUUACAAAAUAACAGCAUUUAAUCCUCGUGAAAGAGCUUUAUUAUACAAGAACAAUUAUUAUUAUCAUACCAAAAACAUAGCACCGUAUCAACCGCUAAUAUAUAUGAUACUUUUUAUGACUGGGAUGAAAUAUUAAAAUGGAUUGAAAGGAAAAUAAAUAAAAAGUUCAAAAAGGUUGUUGUCGCAAAAACAUAUGAAAAAAGAGACAUAUUUUUUUUGAAAGUUAUAAAGAAUAGAAAAAAUCCUAUAGUUUUUAUAGUAGGAGGGGAAGAAGGAAUGGACUGGAUAUCUUCAGCUGUUAUAUUGAAUUUAUUGAAUGAUUUAUUAGAAAAUGUUGUUGAACUAAAAUUGCUUAUAGCUAACUUUAAUUUUUAUUUUAUGCCAAUUUUAAAUCCAGAUGGCUUUGAUUACAGCAAGAAACAGGAUAGGUUUUGGUCAAAAAAUAGACGGAAGCUGGACACUGAAACAAGGUGUGAAAACAAAAAUGAGCCUAUUGGAGUCACCAUUGCUCGGAAUUGGUUUUAUCAAAAGAUACUGAAGAGGGUAGGUGAAGAAUGUAACUCUGUUUACAUCGGACAUAGACCUAUCUCAGAAGAAGAAAAUCAAGGUUUGUCAUAUGUUCUGAACAACUUGGCUCUGAGCAUAAUAGCGUUUAUCAAUGUAAGAGGUUUUGGGCGGUACAUAGCAGUGCCAUAUGCAGAUGUGUCAGCCAAAACCAACAAUCAUAAUAUUGUAAUGGAAAUCCUGAAAGCUACUAGUUAUAAAAUGAGAACAAAGCAUAAUAUAACCUUCGACAUUGGACCAACUUCAAAUUAUUUUUACAAUUUUACUGGUAAUAUGGCAGACUGGGUGAAGAAAAAACUCAAUACACCAUUAGUGUAUACUGUUUACUUGGAAGACAUUUUCAACAUCCUGCCACAUCCCAAAAACAUUAAAUUCAUAAGCAAGCAAUUUUACACUAUCUUAAAUGAGUCAUUACUUGUCACUAAAGAUAUUUAUGGACCUUUAUUUAAUGAUGUAAUUAAAACAGCAAUUAAUUUCUUGUUAUUUAAUACAAUUUUUGUAUCACAAUUAUUAUUGUUGUGUAAUUGAGAUCAAAUAUUCUAGGAGAAAUCCAAUUCUUGCAGAAAUA
This is a messenger RNA of Maniola jurtina (meadow brown), 1214 nucleotides long. Its product is annotated as carboxypeptidase O-like. The record is from RefSeq and is a predicted model, not a curated record. The transcript has 6 exons. Bases 359 to 1174 code for a protein of 271 amino acids. Gene Ontology annotation, biological process: proteolysis. Gene Ontology annotation, molecular function: zinc ion binding; metallocarboxypeptidase activity. NCBI's taxonomy places the organism in Eukaryota, Metazoa, Arthropoda, Insecta, Lepidoptera, Nymphalidae.